Messenger RNA from Dendrobium catenatum, 1350 nucleotides. RefSeq names its product phospholipase A1-II 1-like. Bases 1 to 1245 code for a protein of 414 amino acids. The transcript has 2 exons. The record is from RefSeq and is a predicted model, not a curated record. Gene Ontology annotation, molecular function: glycerophospholipid phospholipase A1 activity. NCBI's taxonomy places the organism in Eukaryota, Viridiplantae, Streptophyta, Magnoliopsida, Asparagales, Orchidaceae. Gene Ontology annotation, biological process: lipid metabolic process.
AUGGCGUCGCAGAACCUCGCGAAGCGCUGGCGCGAACUAAACGGGAAGAACAAUUGGGAAGGCCUUUUGGAUCCUCUUGACCCCGACCUCCGCGAACACAUCAUCACCUACGGCGAACUAUCGCAGGCCGUCUAUGACGCAUUCAAUGACGACGAAGUGUCGCGCUUCACCGGCGCGCCGCGGUACGCGCGCCAUGACUUCUUCGACAAAGUGUUUCUCAAGGCUGGUCGGCCGUACAGCUACACGGUGACAAAGUUUGUGUACGCGACUACAGGUGUGGAGCUGCCGGGAGGGUUAAUACUGAAGUCCCAGGCAAAGGAUUGGAAGCUGCAGGAGUCGAAUUGGAUGGGCUAUGUGGCUGUGGCGACUGACGAAGGAACGGCGGCGUUGGGCCGGCGGGACGUUGUGGUGGCAUGGAGGGGAACGGUGAGGCCGCUCGAGUGGGUUAAUGAUUUUGAGUUCGUGUUGGUCCCCGCCGGUGAUAUUGUGGGGUCCAGUCAACCAGACGUUGGAAACGGUGGCAAGGAGCCAAAAGUAUACUUGGCAUGGAAGUCUAUUUACACUUCGGAGAAUCCAAAGUCGCCCUUCAAUGGGACAUUACUCCUUCUCCAGGUUCUUAAAGAAAUAAGAAGGCUAAUCGACUUGUACCAAGACGAAGAAGUAAGCAUAACUGUUACAGGACACAGCCUCGGUGCCGCCCUUGCCGCAAUCACAUCUGUGGACAUCAUCACCCAUGGACUCAACAAGCCAACUGGUCGCCCUGACUUCUCCGCUCCUGUCACCGCCAUUGUCUUCGCGAGCCCUCACGUCGGCGAUGCCUCAUUCAAGAAGGCAUUCGAUGACCUUGCACCUGACCUCAGGCUGCUUCGCAUCACUAAUAGCCCCGACUUAGUCCCUAAGUAUCCCCUUAUAGGAUAUGCAGACAUUGGCACUGAACUUGUCGUCGACGCGCAAAAGUCGAAGUUCUUGAAGUCUCCCGGCGGGCCUGUGGGGUGGCAUAGCCUAGAAGCCUAUAUGCAUGGUGUAGCAGGAACUCAUGGGAGUAAAGGAGAGUUCAAGCUAGAAGUGGAUAGAGACAUAGCCCUACUUAAUAAGUAUAUUGAUGCAGUGAAGGACGAGUACAUGAUUCCGGUUUCUUGGUGGGUGGAGAAGAAUAAAGGGAUGGUUCAGGGUGAAGAUGGGCAUUGGAGAUUGCAAGACCAUGAAGAAGACAAUGAUGACAUUUUUAUGAAAUUAUUGUUGUAGGACACGUGGGAGAAAAUAAUGUGAUAUAGUGAAAGUUUGUUAAAUUUCUUAAAAUGAUGUAAAAAGAGAUUAUCAAGCAAUUUUUAACUAAAUGUAAUAAAAUUA